CCGAGAUGGUGCAGCCCUUCGCCAUUAACUUUGUGUCUCUUGCAUCGAUUGACUCUCGAAGCUACAGAUUAACCAGGGAAUUGCCAUGGCGUAUAUUGCGCCCAUCCACCGCCCAAGCAGCGUCCGCCAUGCCCUCAAGUUGAACUUUCUGACUUCAGAUGAGGACUGCCUGGUCGUCGCCAAAGCUAAUAGGCUUGAGUUCUACACGCAAAACGCCGAUGGAUUGGCUCUCCAGCACUCCAAAGCCAUCUAUGGCAAAGUCACCAUGCUCCAGAAGCUCCGUCCAGCUCUGUCAUCAACCGACCAUCUCUUCGUGGGGACCGACCGAUUCAUGUACUUCACUCUCUCAUGGAACGCAGAGAAGAAGCAGCUCCAGACAGAGAAGUCUUUUGCCAGCGUUGCCGAUAAUGCAGCAAGGGAAUCGCAGACUGGAGAGAGAUGUCACGUCGAUCCCACCGGACGGUUCAUGACAGUUGAAGUCUACGAGGGCAUAAUCACCGUUAUACCACUGGUACAGAGGGGAAAGAAGAGGAAGCAGGAGGCCGACAUUGCUCAUCUUGGGGAGCCUCAGCCGGUCCGACUGUCAGAGAUGUUUGUACGCUCAUCAGCAUUCCUACGGCCAAAAUCACACGACGACAAACCAAAGCUCGCACUUUUAUACGAAGACACACACAGCCAGGUCAAGCUCAAGGUUCGCGAGCUGUCUUUUGCUGGCGGGGAUUCUGUAGAGAUAGAGGAGGGAGAGAAUUGCAGAGCAGAUCUCGAGCUGGGUUCCAGUCAUCUCAUACCGCUCGAGGAACCUUCAAGCGGGUUGAUAGUGAUUGGAGAGACUUCCAUUGGAUACUACGACCAUGAGACUGGAGAUCUGCAGACCGAACCACUCGACGAGGCGACCAUCUUUGUAGCCUGGGAACGCAUUGACGCACAACGAUUCGUACUAGCUGAUGACUAUGGCCGCUUGUAUCUCUUCAUGCUGACCCUCGAUGGAGAUAACAGAGUCCAAUCGUGGAAGCUGGAUGUUAUCGGACAGACAUCUCGAGCAUCAGUUCUCAUAUAUCUAGACGCAGGAUACGUUUUUGUCGGAUCGCAUCAAGGCGAUUCUCAGGUUAUUAGAAUCGAGGAAAAGGCAAUGGAGGUUGUGCAAACAUUUUCAAAUAUCGCUCCGGUCCUGGAUUUCACCAUCAUGGAUAUGGGAAACAGAUCUGGCGAGGGUCAGACAAACGAAUACUCAUCCGGCCAAGCUAGAAUUGUUACGGGAAGCGGUGCCUAUCAAGAUGGAAGUCUCCGAAGCGUUCGUAGUGGAGUCGGUCUUGAAGAUCUUGGUGUGCUGGGGGAGAUGGAGCAUGUUUCUGGGCUUUUUAGUCUCAGGUCGAACGCCUCCGUUGAUAACGAUGACACCCUUCUAAUUACCUUCAUCGACGAAACGCGUGUCUUCCGUUUCGAUCCCGAGGGCGAGGUAGAAGAGGUAGAACAGUGGGCAUCACUAAUGGUAGACGAGACCACUCUUGCUGCGGCGAACAUAUCGCAGGGCCGGAUACUGCAGAUCACAGACAAACGGGCUCGAAUCUGCGAUCUAGAAGAUGGCUUCAUGGUGUCCGAGUGGGUACCCACUGGUGGACAGACAAUUACAGCAGCAUCUACCAACGACAGCCACAUACUGGUCUCGUUGGGCGGUGUCGCUGUUGUUUCGCUAAGCCUGGAUGACGGAUUGAGGGUGGUCAAGGAGAAGACUUUUGGCGUGGAGAGCCAGGUGGCUUGCGUGGCACUCCCACCUGGCUCGAGUCCAAUAUGCUUUGUUGGAUUUUGGAAAAACUCGCAGCUUGCCAUCUGCUCCCUCGACACAUUGGAAACCAUCAAAACCGUUCAGGUCUCAGAGGACUCCGUUCCACGAUCGCUGUUGCUCACUCAGAUAUUCCCAGAGCAGCCACCCACUCUCUUUGUCGCACUAGCAGAUGGAAACGUGGUGACCUAUUCUUUUGACCCAUCAGGCAUCGAACUGUCGGGUAGAAAGAGCAUAGUUCUUGGAACACGCGAAGCUACAUUCCGUGCUCUACCCCGUGGCGAUGGGCUCUAUAAUGUGUUUGCGACUUGCGAACAUCCUUCGCUCAUUUACGCCUCAGAAGGACGUCUGGUGUACUCCGCUGUCACAGCAGAGAAAGCAACGACUGUCUGUCCAUUCAACGCGGAAGCGUACCCUGGCUCCGUAGCCAUCGCAACUUCAGGAGACCUACGCAUCGCACUGGUAGACACGGAACGCACAACCCAUGUACAGACCCUCAAGUUCGAUGAGACUGUCCGUCGAAUAGCAUAUUCGUCAAGCCUGAAAGCUUUCGGCCUAGGCACAAUCAAGCGGAUACUAAAGGGCGGCGAAGAGAUCCUAAUGAGCCACUUCAAGCUCGUCGAUGAGAUACAAUUCAAGGAACUCGACACCUACCCUCUCAACGAAGAAGAGCUCAUCGAGUGCGUGAUACGCUGCAAACUCCCUGAUGGCUCUGGCUCUACUGCCGAGCGCUUCGUCGUCGGCACAGCCUAUCUCGACGACCAGAACACAGCCGCAGAACGAGGUCGCAUCCUCAUCCUCGAAGUCACGCCAGAUCGACAACUCAAGCUCGUCACCGAACUCGCCGUUAAAGGCGGCUGCAGGUGUCUCGCCAUAUGCGAAGGCAAGAUCGUAGCCGCGCUCAUCAAAACAAUCGUUGUGUACGACGUCGAGUUCAAAACGCAAAGUAAACCCGACCUCGUCAAAACUGCAACCUUCCGCUGCUCAACAGCGCCUAUCGACAUCACAGUCAACGGGUCCUGCAUCACAAUCGCAGACCUGAUGAAAUCGCUCGUCAUCAUCGAGUACCAGAAGGGUGACGCUGAGCAGCUAGACAAACUCGUCGAGGUCGCUCGACACUACCAGGUUACGUGGGCGACAGCUGUGGCAGAGGUAGACGAGAACACCUAUCUGGAAAGCGACGCUGAGGGGAAUCUGAUCGUGCUGUAUCGCGAUCCCAACGGCGUCACUGAUGAGGAUAAGAAAAGAUUGCACAUGAGUUCUGAGAUGCUGCUCGGCGAGAUGGUGAACAGGAUACGUCGCAUUGACGUUGCAACUGCAGCGGACGCGGCGGUUAUCCCGAGGGCGUUUAUGGGGACUGUUGAGGGCUCCAUCUACCUCUUCGGUCUCAUCUCUCCAGACUACCAGAACCUGCUCAUGACACUGCAGGCCAACCUGGGCACCCUUGUCGUCGCGCCAGGAGACGUCGAUUUCGCAAAGUACCGCGCAUACAAAACGCAGGUCAGAGAAGAAGACGAACCGACGCGCUUUGUGGACGGAGAGCUGAUAGAAAGGUUCCUGGACAUUGACGAGGAGCUGCAGAAGAAGGCUUGCGAGGGCUUGGGCGUCGAUGUCGAGAGCGUGAAGGGUUUGGUUGAGGGGCUGAGGAGACUGCAUUAGAGACUGAUAAGUAGGGAGGUGGGAGAGCGGUAUUUCAACAUAAUUCUUUGUUCUUCAUUAGAUGUUACAACGCCUUGGGAGGCAGUUAGGUGCCGAGUUAUGAAAAUCAAAAAUUACCACGCCGGAACUC
Dothidotthia symphoricarpi CBS 119687 is the source of this 3569-nucleotide messenger RNA. Its product is annotated as DNA damage-binding protein 1. The record is from RefSeq and is a predicted model, not a curated record. The coding region runs from base 86 to 3439 and encodes 1117 amino acids. Gene Ontology annotation, biological process: DNA repair; proteasome-mediated ubiquitin-dependent protein catabolic process. The transcript is spliced from 3 exons. Gene Ontology annotation, cellular component: nucleus; site of double-strand break. NCBI's taxonomy places the organism in Eukaryota, Fungi, Ascomycota, Dothideomycetes, Pleosporales, Dothidotthiaceae. Gene Ontology annotation, molecular function: nucleic acid binding; protein binding.